Pomacea canaliculata is the source of this 786-nucleotide messenger RNA. RefSeq names its product H/ACA ribonucleoprotein complex subunit 2-like protein. Gene Ontology annotation, cellular component: box H/ACA snoRNP complex; nucleolus. The coding region runs from base 222 to 683 and encodes 153 amino acids. The record is from RefSeq and is a predicted model, not a curated record. Gene Ontology annotation, biological process: snRNA pseudouridine synthesis; rRNA pseudouridine synthesis. The transcript has 5 exons. Gene Ontology annotation, molecular function: box H/ACA snoRNA binding. Lineage: Eukaryota; Metazoa; Mollusca; Gastropoda; Architaenioglossa; Ampullariidae.
CUUUUUCUUGACCAUUAGCCAUGUCAGCUAAAGGUUUUGCAUCUCCUUCUCCAAUUUCUGUCUUCACCUUGACUACUUCCAUUGCAUUAUCGGAGGUCAUUUUGAAUUCCGCACCAAACUUUCAGCCUCAAAUAGAGUACCGCAGAAGAGAUACUUCCGCCACAAUACACAUGUGGAUAACUUUUCCUUGAGUGAAAGUUGCUGCAGUCUAGUAAAAGCAAAUGGGCAAGGACAAAAAAGAGAAACGCCAGUCCGAUGUUAACGACGAAACUGAAAAAGAGGAGUCAUGGGAAGAGAAAACAAAAUACUUAUGUUCCAUUGCUAAGCCUUUGGCAACAAAGAAACUCACAAAACGAUUGUACAAAACCAUCCGUAAAGCAUCCAAACAAAAGAACUUUCUCAGAAAAGGUGUUCGGGAGGUACAGAAAUUUAUCCGAAAAGGAGAAAAAGGGAUUGUUGUGCUGGCAGGAGAUGUAAGUCCUCUAGAUGUAAUUUCCCACAUGCCUGUUGUGUGUGAAGAUGCUGACAUUCCCUAUUGCUAUGCACCCUCCAAAGAUGAUCUGGGAUCAGCAUGUGGAUCAAAACGACCAACUUGCAUGGUGCUAGUGAAGACACAUACAGAUUAUAAGGAUUACUUUGAUGAGUGUGUUGCUGGAGUUAAAGAACUACCAUUGCCAUACUGAAUGUUUGGGGGGGGUUUUUGUUGUUGUUUUUUUUUUAAUUCAGACCAUGCAUUUUUCUCAUUUUGGAAGAGGAGAUUUUAUUAAAACAAGCCUGUUAACGCUU